Molecule: messenger RNA, 2555 nt
Organism: Phycodurus eques (leafy seadragon)
Lineage: Eukaryota; Metazoa; Chordata; Actinopteri; Syngnathiformes; Syngnathidae
Gene: dnaja
Product: DnaJ heat shock protein family (Hsp40) member A
Exons: 8
Coding region: 142-1329 (395 amino acids)
Biological process (GO): response to heat; protein refolding
Cellular component (GO): cytosol; cytoplasm
Molecular function (GO): Hsp70 protein binding; ATP binding
Source: RefSeq, a predicted model, not a curated record
GCCGAAAACACCCGGCCCAUCCUGCUUGAUCUCUCCAGAAAGUUCCACGCUGAAGAGCUGCUAUAAGGACCAGCCAUCUUCCUACAGACCGGCUCCACUUCACACUGACGUGACAGGGCAAUUAGACCACAAGCUGUCAUCAUGGUUCGCGAAACUGGUUACUACGAUCUUCUUGGUGUCGGACCCAAAGCGUCUGCGGACGAAAUAAAGAAAGCGUACAGAAAAUUGGCAUUGAAAUAUCACCCGGACAAGAACCCCAAUGAGGGAGAGAAGUUCAAGCUUAUAUCCCAAGCAUAUGAUGUGCUUUCGGAUCCAAAAAAGAGGGAUCUGUACGACCAAGGCGGGGAGAAAGCAAUUAAAGAAGGCGGCAUGUCUGGAGGGUCAUCCCCCAUGGACAUCUUCAAUAUGUUUUUUGGAGGCGGAGGAAGGAUGCAAAGAGAGAGGAGAGGGAAGAACAUUGUCCACCAGUUGAGUGUUACGCUGGAGGACAUUUACAAUGGCUCCACAAGGAAGCUGGCACUUCAGAAGAAUGUUAUAUGUGAAAAGUGUGAAGGUUACGGUGGUAAGAAAGGUGCAUUGGAGAAAUGCUCUAGCUGUAAAGGAAGAGGAGUGCAGAUAAAGGUGCAGCAGAUAGGGCCAGGGAUGAUUCAGCAGAUUCAGAGCAUGUGUGGAGAUUGUCACGGGCAGGGCGAGUCGUUCGGCUCAAAGGACCGCUGCAAGAACUGCAACGGGCACAAAGUGGAACGCCAGAAGAAAAUUCUUGAGGUCCACGUUGAAAAAGGUAUGAGGGACGGUCAGAAAAUUACAUUUCACGGGGAAGGUGACCAGGAGCCUGACCUGGAGCCUGGUGACGUCAUCAUCGUCUUAGACCAGAAGGAUCACAGCCUUUUCAAACGAAGUGACGAUAACCUCACUAUGACCAUGAGCAUCAAACUCGUGGAGGCCUUGUGCGGCUUCAAGAAGUCCAUCAACACUCUGGACGACAGAACACUCCUCAUCAGCUCACAACCAGGUGAAGUUAUAAAGAACAAUGACACAAAAGUGAUACAGAACGAAGGCAUGCCUAUUUACCGGAGCCCUUACGAAAAGGGACAACUCUUCAUACAGUUCCAGGUGGAGUUUCCAGAAAAACACUGGCUCCCAGAGCAUCUCAUGUUCCAGCUAGAAAGGCUGCUUCCCCCCAGGGAGGACGUGUUGAUCGCUGACGACAUGGAGGAGGUGGAGCUCUGCGAGGUAGAUGAGCGGACACGGCAGCGGAACUACGGCAGAGAGGCUUACGAUGAAGAUGAGGAGGGUCCCAGAGGUGGGGUGCAGUGCCAGACACAGUAGUCUGCCACACUGCAGACAAAUUGCAUAACCUGGGCUGCGGUGCUUUUGUCACCAUGUUUCGACUGGUGAUUGAGCACCCAGCCCUAGUUUAAAGAUUGUUCAAGGAACCAUUGAAAUGGAAACAGAUCACUUGACGGCAAAGUGGUACAGUUCAGUUCAGAAAAGGCUGAUCUGGCUUUUUUUGUUUCACCAGUUCAUUCCACAAGGGGUGCUCACAUAAAUGACAUUGAAUCCCAUCUCAGUCAUAAGCACCCAAGGCCCGCCGCACACUGAGCAAAGCAGCCAAAUGCCACUGACCUUGUUGUGCAAUGUCUGUGGGGUUCUGUAAUUAGUUUUCAUGGGUGGCCGACCAUCGGCAAACAGUUUUGUUGUGAUUCAAAAGCUGUAUUGCAGGUGAAUGGCGUCAUAAUUUAACAGCCAAUCCAAAACUUCAUUCUUUCACAACAAAAAUUGAGUACAAUCAAAGGAAACGGAAUGUUUAACAGUGCUUCGUUCAUGAUUUCGUAUGUACUUGUGGCGAAAAAGCGAAGCCUGGAGAAUUGCCGAAAUGCACGAGUGCAGUCAAUGUAUAGGACAAUAAUUGCUAACAGCCUGUGAAAUGUCCACACACUUGCUUUCAUUUUUGUUCAUUUCCUUUCUUUGUAUUAUAAUAUAGUUACAGCGGAUAGAGCGACACACUUUUUCCUUGACAAGUGUGCCAUGUUUGUAGUAAAAUAUAUACAGUGCCUCAAAACAAAGGGUCGCAGUUUUUCCUGUUGCAACUUUGUGUUCGAGGGAGCUUCGCAGACUAAUUUGUUUGCAAUUGUUCAGUUCAGUUGCAUUUGGUCACAUCACUUGGUGUGCGGUGGACAUAAAGUGUGUGUUAUUUCCAUCACCAUGUUGCACACAAGCUUUAAUCCUGUUGCAUUGCACCCACUACUACUAUACAACCACAGUUUGUAGACAAAUGGUUCCUAAAGGUGGCUCUUGGACAGAGAAAUUAAAAUGUACUGAACUGUACUGCUUGGUGAAAAUACUGCUUUUAUUUAACAUUUUUCAGAUAUGGUUAUGCAAGGUUUGUGUUUCUGUUAUAAUAACAAUAUGAAUUUGUUUCUGGUCUUUUCUAUAUGUAACAAUUCCCCGGACCGAUGCAUUGUUUAGAGGACUACUUGAAUGCUUUCUGUGAAGGUCGUUUCAGUCAUAGAAAAAAAAAUGGUUUUAUCAAUAAAAGUCCCAGUGUGCUUCAA